Molecule: messenger RNA, 2475 nt
Organism: Penicillium soppii
Lineage: Eukaryota; Fungi; Ascomycota; Eurotiomycetes; Eurotiales; Aspergillaceae
Product: tRNA methyltransferase RSM22
Exons: 1
Coding region: 1-2475 (824 amino acids)
Biological process (GO): translation
Cellular component (GO): mitochondrial small ribosomal subunit
Molecular function (GO): methyltransferase activity; structural constituent of ribosome
Source: RefSeq, a predicted model, not a curated record
AUGUUGUCAAGGUCUUCAGUGUCAGGGGCCAGUCGGUCCCAAUCGUGCGAAUUGUUUCGCACCUUCACCUGCCCUUCUGCGGCGCGACAGCUCCGCGGAGGUGCCAGUCGCUUGACGCCAACGCAAAAACGCACACUUGUGCAAAAGGCACCGCGUCUGGUGGCAUCAAGAACCCUUGCGAAUCGAACAAACUCCUCCGAAUAUGCGACUUCGAAAUGCCAACCUCAGCGGAGGUUUGUGUCAGGCCCAGCAUCCGCCGAGUCGCCUCAACCCAGUGAACCUAUCGAAGCGGACGACCUCAAUAUCCUGAUUGAUCGGAUCAGCGCAAAUGAGGCCGAAAUGGUAGCAAUCCUUGAAGAGCUGGAACUAAUGGACGACGAGGGCGAUGCGGACGAGCUCAUUGAGUUGCUUGGCCAAAGAGACCAGCACACAGCCGAGUCAUGGGUACACACAAUAAAGCAGCGGUUUGGAGAUGAGAUCCCAGGAGGACUUUUGGACGAUGCAGAGCUUCAAAUCUACGCCCGCCUCUACGGCGAACCGAUCUUCCAACAAGAACCUGAGUUGAUGGUUGAGGAAGAGGACGAAGAUACGAGCUUGCUCCGCGAAGAUGGACAAGGAGGAUGGGAAGAAGUGGAGUUAAGCGAGGAGGUCAUCGCCGAAGAUGCUGUCCCCGUUGCGUAUGACAUGGACAGUCCACCAGAGGAGCGGGAAACAAUCGCUAUGCAGCGGACGAGAGAAGUGGCCGAGCAGCUGGGCGGCGAGAUCAUGCUUGAAGAGUUCGAGAACGAAGCAGUCCCCGACUCUGCGCCGCGGAUGCACCCAAAUACCCUCGAGGGAAAGUUUGGGACAGAUCCCACCACUAUUCACUUGCCCAAGAACACCCUCACCGGUCCCAUAUCCGUCAUUCUGUCGAAUUUCUCCAACAAGCACAUUUCCGAGACCGCUCAACGUCUGUUUGGAGGGCCCGGCCUACCCCAUUCGACGACAACGGCGCCUCCGCGGGCCGAACUACCCCAGCUUCCCAUCCCCCUUCAUGCCUCACAACGCCAUAUGGGAGAGAUGGAGGCAAACGCAUUCAUAGCAGCAUUGUACCCUGGAAUCUACGCAUCAACCCUCAGCGUGAUGGUUGAGAUUCGGAAGCGUCUUGGUUCCGAUUGGAUCCGUAGUCUGAUCUCGCAGGAGGGUGGACCAAAUGUUCUGGACGCGAGCGGUGGCGGCGCCGGCAUUCUGGCUUGGAGAGAUAUUGUUCGCACGGAAUGGGAGCUCAUGGUUCCCGAUCAUCCCGAGGGAGAACCCAUUCCCUUUGGAAGGGCAGCCGUGCUAACAGGCUCCGAUGCUCUUCGUUUGCGCGCUUCCAUAUUGCUGGAAAACACCAGCUUCCUCCCCCGGCUUCCUGAUUACGUUCAUGUGCGUGAGAAACCCACACUCGAGGACUCGCGCAAAGCGCCCAAACGCAAGCAGUACGAUGUUAUCAUCGCACCGCAUUCUCUUCUCGGCUUUGAGGAAGAAUAUGAGCGCAAGCAACAUGUGGAAAACCUGUGGUCUCUUCUGAACCCCAACGGGGGCGUUCUCAUCUUGCUCGAGAAAGGCCGCCAAAAGGGCUUCGAGGCUAUUUCUGGUGCUCGUGAAAUGCUCUUGAAGCGCCAUAUCGCAAGCCCCGGCUCUACUGAAUAUGACAACUUCCUUGAAGACCCUGAUCAACGCGAGGUCAUUGAGAAGGAGCGAGGAAUGAUCAUCGCCCCCUGCACCAACCAUUCCACCUGUCCGAUGCACAACUCCUCUGGCGCAACCAAGGGCCGCAGGGACUACUGUAGCUUCCAGCAGCGGUACAUCCGUCCUCCAUUCCUGCAGCGCAUCAUGGGAGCAAAGGACCGCAACCACGAAGAUCUCAAAUUCAGCUACCUCGCCGUGCAGCGCGGUGUGGAUCUUCGACAGGAGCAGGCUAUCCGUCAAACCGCCGAAGCCACCGAUGCCGCUUUCGAAGGAUUUGAACAUGAGGAUCCCGGGGAGUCCGAGAUCGCCAACAAACCAUCUUUCCACCCUCUCUCCCUUCCCCGUGCAGUGUUCCCGCCCAUGAAGCGCCGCGGUCACGUCAUCCUUGAUCUUUGCACUCCCGCCGGCAAGAUUGAGCGCUGGACUGUCCCGCGCUCCUACAGCCGCCAGGCCUACCGCGAUGCCCGCAAAUCCUACUGGGGAGACCUGUGGGCUCUGGGAGCAAAGACUCGUAUCCCGCGCAACCUGAACCUUGGUGACAAGCAUGGUGAGGGCAAGAAGGAACGUCUGGCUCGUCGUGCGGCUAAGGCCGAGGAAGAGGCUGAGAUGGAGAAUGAGGGUGAAGAGGAUGAAGAAGACUACACAGUUUCGGAUAUCCCCGUAGCCCCCAUGAGGAAGAGAGGCCAGCAUAUCCCCAGCUGGAAGAAACAUAAUGACAAGAAGAAGCUUCGUCAGGCUCACAACAAGCGUGAUGUAGAUUAA